AUGUAUUCAUGUCUCAACUUUGUCAACUCUACUCCAAAUUUGUCAUUUUCUUCUUCAGUUGUAAUAGCCAAUCUGAAAGAAACUGAAUACAUAAUAGCAAGAACUGUAGAUGUUAUCAUCAUUGUUAUGAAACUGAUUCCCCUCCUGGUAUGCCUCACCUGUUUUUUCUGCUCCUUGGAUAUUCUUGGCAUGGCCUUUCAGCUGGUUGGAGGAAAAUUGGCUGGAGGAUUUUUCUUUCAGGGUUCGGUACUUUUCAACCCCGUAGCCGCCUUCAUAGUGGGUUUGCUGGUGACUGUUGUGGUGCAGAGUUCCAGUGUAUCCACCUCCAUUAUGGUCAGCAUGGUGUCAUCUACAGUGUUGACAGUAGAGGCAGCGAUUCCCAUGAUCAUGGGAGCCAAUGUUGGGACUGCAAUCACCAAUACAUUGGUAGCCCUCAUGUAUGCUGGAGACAGGGAUGAAUUUGGAAGAGCUUUUGCAGGAGCUACUGCACAUGGUAUUUUUAACUGGUUGUCAGUGCUGGUGCUGCUGCCUCUGGAGGUGAUAACAGGCUUGCUCUACACUGUCACCAAAAGAAUAACAACAUACAUUAAAAUCAGUAGAGGAAGUGGUGACAAUAUACUCUUGAAAGCCCUCAUAGAACACUUAACGGACCACAUCAUCCAGCUGGAUGAAGACAUCUUCAAUGCACUUGCUGCAGGAGAUGAAGAAGCUAAAAACAAGAGUCUGAUAAAGAUUUGGUGUAAAACUACUCAAAAUCUGACUUUUAGCAAUAUUACCGUUCCCUCACCAAAAAACUGUACCUCUUCAGUUCUCUGCUGGACUCAAGGGAACAUGACCUGGACUCUUAUGAACAUAUCAUAUGAAGAUCAUGUUGAAAAAUGCCAUCACAUGUUUGUGAACACCACAUUAUCUGAUUCAACUAUCGGAUUCAUUCUUCUACCCAUCGCCUUGUUCUUCUUGGGCUUGAGUUUGAUCCUCCUUAUCAAGGUAUUGAGCAUGGAAUUCCAUGGACCACUUGCUGACAUGAUUACAGAGAGCCUCAACAAAGAUCUCCCCUUCCCAUUUGGCUGGCUUUCAGGCUACCUUGCCAUUCUUGUUGGAGCUAUUUUGACCUUUAUUGUUCAGAGUAGUUCUGUGUUCACCAGUAUAAUCAUUCCUCUGAUUGGCACCGAAAUGAUCACCCUUGAGAGAGCUUACCCUUUAAUCUUGGGUUCCAACAUCGGCACCACCACCACCGCCAUCAUGGCUGCAUUAGCUAGCCCUGGAGCUACUUUACAAAAGUCACUCCAGAUUUCCCUGUGCCACUUAUUCUUCAACCUCUUUGGCGUCAUGCUGUGGUACCCAAUCCCAUUCUUGCGACUGCCUAUCUAUUUUGCUGAGAUCUUGGGGGAAACCACAGCCACCUACCGUUGGUUUUCCAUUGUCUACGUGGUCAUCUGUUAUUUUGUGGGCCCGAGCCUAGCAUUUUGCCUUUCCAUUGCUAGAAGAGCCGUGUUGCUAUAUGUAGGGUUACCCCUAUAUUUUGUGCCCUUUCUGAUAGUAUAUCUGCGAACUUUCAAUGUCCUUAAAUUGUUUCCUUUGUGGAUGAGAGACCUGGAGCCCUGGGAUGAUCUGAUAACAAACAUCAGGGUCCAUUGCCAGGAGUUUGCCAGAUUGUUUUCAAAGCACAGAACGUCCAAGCUAAAUAAGUACAUUGACAAGAGGUCUCCCACAAUAAAGCCAGACCCUGGUCCAGAUCAGAACCAGAGAUCCCAAGUUUUUUAUGCCAAGAAAUCUGAUGACACAAUGACAGAAAAUACAAUCAACAAAUGUACAGUUCUUAAUUAA
Molecule: messenger RNA, 1827 nt
Organism: Gracilinanus agilis (Agile Gracile Mouse Opossum)
Lineage: Eukaryota; Metazoa; Chordata; Mammalia; Didelphimorphia; Didelphidae
Product: sodium-dependent phosphate transport protein 2B-like
Biological process (GO): intracellular phosphate ion homeostasis; sodium-dependent phosphate transport
Cellular component (GO): vesicle; brush border; apical plasma membrane
Molecular function (GO): sodium:phosphate symporter activity
Source: RefSeq, a predicted model, not a curated record